Messenger RNA from Cannabis sativa, 2139 nucleotides. RefSeq names its product beta-glucosidase 13-like. Gene Ontology annotation, molecular function: beta-glucosidase activity. NCBI's taxonomy places the organism in Eukaryota, Viridiplantae, Streptophyta, Magnoliopsida, Rosales, Cannabaceae. Gene Ontology annotation, biological process: carbohydrate metabolic process. The transcript is spliced from 14 exons. Bases 1 to 1692 code for a protein of 563 amino acids. The record is from RefSeq and is a predicted model, not a curated record.
AUGAAUGCUCCAUUGAGUUUUCUUGGAUCCCUUGUUGUGGCUUUGUUCAUUUCCUCCUAUACAAAAGCAGCAGCUCUAGGUGAUUUGAAUAUCAAGAGAUCUGAUUUUCCAAGAGAUUUUCUUUUUGGAGCUGCUACUUCAGCCCAACAAAUUGAAGGGUCAGGAAACCAAGGAGGGAGGACACCAAGUAUUUGGGACACCUAUGCUGCUACCCCAGGCAACAUUAGAGAUGGAAAUAACACUUUGACUGCAACUGAUUCAUACAAACGAUAUAAGGAAGACAUAAAGCUCUUAAAGGACCUAGGAGUCGAUUCUUACAGAUUUUCCAUUUCUUGGUCCAGAAUUUUGCCAAAGGGUUCAUUAAGCGGUGGAAUAAACCAAGAGGGUAUUGAUUACUACAACAAUUUGAUCAAUGAACUAAUAGCAAAUGGGUUGAAACCAUUUGUGACAAUAUUACAUUUUGACACACCUCAAGCUCUUGAAGACAAGUAUGGUAGCUUUUUGAGUCCCCAAAUUGUAAAUGACUUCAAGGACUAUAGUGAACUUCUUUUCAAAACAUAUGGAGACAGAGUAAAACACUGGAUAACAAUUAAUGAACCAUUUGUGGUGGCACUUGGAUAUGACUUAGGGAAAGGUGCACCGGGAAGAUGUUCAUUGCCGCCGCCCGCCGGUCCAUGUCCGGCCGGUAACUCAUCCAUUGAACCUUACAUUGUAGGCCACCACUUUGUCCUUUCUCAUGCUGCAGCUGCAAAGCUCUAUAAACAAAAGUACCAAGCACAACAAGGAGGAGAAAUUGGAAUUGUUGUUGUUGGAGAGUAUAUGGAGCCUUUAAACAACACACCAGAUGACAUAGCAGCUGCAGAAAGAUACUUGAAAUUUCUUUUUGGAUGGCAUUUGGAACCACUGAUAUAUGGAGAUUAUCCAAAAGUGAUGAGAGAAUAUGUUGGUGAGAGGCUACCAAGUUUUACUUUGGAAGAGAAGAAUUUGGUAAAGGGAUCAUUGGAUUUUAUUGGUGUCAAUUACUAUACAUCUAGAUAUGCCUUUAAAACUGAUAAACCAGACCAAAAUAAACACUAUAUUGGAGAUUCCUUAGUAACACUAGCAGUUGAUAAAAAUGGAGUUCUAAUAGGUCCCAAGUCUGAAGGGAGUGGAUAUGUGUACAGUUAUCCACGAGGGCUACAGAAAGUUUUGGAGUACAUGAAGAUAAAAUACCAAAAUCCCACUAUUUACAUCACAGAGAAUGGAUAUCCAGAUGGAAAUAUCCCAGAAAGACCUCUGAAAGAAUCACUUAAAGACCCAGCUCGGAUCAACUAUAUUCUUCAGCAUUUGUACUACACUAAUCAAGCAAUGAAGAAUGGUGUAAAUGUGAAAGGUUACUUCUAUUGGGCACUAUUAGACAACUUUGAAUGGGGAAGUGGGUAUAAAGUGAGAUAUGGAUUAUACUUUGUUGAUUAUAGUGAUAAUUGUAGACGUUAUCCCAAACAAUCUGCUUUAUGGCUUCCUACAUUCUUGAAAGGAUCUGUAAAUAGGCUUACACAAAAAGCCCAUUACCCGGCCCAACGUGUAAAACCUACCCGAAAAGCCCAUUUUCCAGCCCGACGCAUAAGACCUACCCGAAAGGCCCAUUUAACGGCCCGACGGGUAAAACCCACCCCACCCGCCUUUUCAAAACUCAAAACUCGCCCGAGUUGAAUCAACUCGGGCGAAUCUCACUACAUCCAAAACUAAUUUGUCUCUUCACCCUUGCACCUCACAUCUUUCACCCUAGGAUUCGCAACAAAAACUCUCGUUCGAAUUAUCAUUUUCACCGUUGAUAGACCCGACAAAAAACCGCACCGCCAUAGUGCGCACGGUAGCAAGAAACUCACCUCCACCACCACCACCAGGUUUUUUAACUUUGUUUUGUUGUUGCAUUUAUGAAUUGAUGUUCUAGUGUUCUACAAAUAAAAUGUAAAUAGGUAUGUGGUUUCUCUAUAUUGAAAUGUGUACUUAUUACUUUGUUACAAAAAAUACGUCUUUGUAAAGGUUGGCAUUGUUCAAAAAAGCCCACUAUUAUGCACUUUGAAGGCUAAAAGUUUAAAAACUUCUAUAAAUAUAUAUUUAAAUGGAACUUUAUCAAUCUAAAUUAGUAUUUUCUAA